AUGUCGAACGAAUUGGGCAAGGACUCACGACCAAUCAUCAAUGGUCUAGAGCCUGGUAUUCCCGUACCUGAGGCCCAGAAGAAGAAGUAUCAGGAGUCUCUUGAGAAAUCUCCGAUCCUAGUUGAGAAGGUAUUGGAGUUUCUGUACACUGGAGACUAUACCUUUGAGCGCCGUGAAACCAAAUCGGUAGAUAGACAGACCGAUGACCAAGAGAUGCCAGAAUUGGAUCUAGAGCCUCUAGGCGACACGAUAGAUUUUAUACCAGAGGAGCGUCUCGUGGAUGAACCCGUGAAAGCAAUAGAAGAUGCCUCCAAUGAGACUGAUGCGCCUGCGACAGAAACAGAGGCCAUUGAUAAAACUCCAGCGACAAAAGAAAACGUUGAAGACGAACUGGUGGAUGGAUCACCGAUAGAAGAGAGCCCAUCUCCCAUGGACGAAGCCCCCGGACAAGACCCAAUCGAGCAAGGAGAUGCCGGAGAGCUCGCCGUCAAUAUAUUGACCGACUGCCACUCAAGCUACUUCCAUAUGCGCAUGUAUGGCGAAGGGGGCUACUUCAAGAUCAGCGACUUGAGAACUAAAGCGAAAGCAAACUUCUGCGCCUCUUUCAUGAAUUGCCCCGAGGGAGAGUCCUUUGCAAAGAUAAUUGAAAAAAUUUAUUCGACACAAGGAAACUAUUGGAGGCUGAAGACACCGGCGAUUGAUAUGAUAAUGGACAGCUUACCCAAUCUUUGGAAAGAAACGACACCGGUAAUUGAUAAAAAGCUCCUGAACUCAGUCCCCGAUUUUGGUUAUGAUCUAUGGCAAGCGACAGUGAAAAAGUAUGCUGCCCCGGCCAGUACGCCUAGUUCCGUUGCGUCAGAGGAAGAUAUCCAUGUCUCGGAACACCCCUGGAGGCGUAGCCUCAGAAACUUGCUGAUUUUGGUAUAG
Messenger RNA from Penicillium concentricum, 927 nucleotides. RefSeq lists its product as uncharacterized. Lineage: Eukaryota; Fungi; Ascomycota; Eurotiomycetes; Eurotiales; Aspergillaceae. The coding region runs from base 1 to 927 and encodes 308 amino acids. The record is from RefSeq and is a predicted model, not a curated record. The transcript has 3 exons.